Molecule: messenger RNA, 921 nt
Organism: Oreochromis aureus
Lineage: Eukaryota; Metazoa; Chordata; Actinopteri; Cichliformes; Cichlidae
Product: angiopoietin-related protein 3-like
Exons: 3
Coding region: 89-745 (218 amino acids)
Biological process (GO): regulation of lipid metabolic process; triglyceride homeostasis
Source: RefSeq, a predicted model, not a curated record
AACGUGGUAAUCAUUAAUCUGAUAUCAGACAGAGUAUAAAGCUCUGGAUCUUCACUCAGGAACUCUUCAUCCCGUCACAGAGCGAGGUAUGAGAAUAACACAAAUUGUUUUCGUGUUUGCCCUCGCUGCUGCUUGUAUUCCUGCCCUCUGUGGCAAAGAGGAACCUCCGGUCCUCCACCUCGAGGCUCCUGCUGAAAGUCAGUCCCGCUUUGCUGCUUUGGAUGAUGUGUAUCUCCUGGCAAAUAGCCUCCUCCGAAUGGGUCAGAGCCUGCGGCAAUUUGUGCAGAAAACAAAGGGACAGAUAAAUGAUAUCUUCCAAAAACUCAACAUCUUCAAUCGCUCUUUCGGCCAGCUGUCAGUGCUGGCCAGCGAAAUCAAGGGGACAGAAGAAGAACUGAAGAGUACCGCUACUGUGUUAAUGGCCAACAAUGAAGACAUCAGGGGCUUGUCUGAAGAGAUCAGCUCCAAGAUGAACAGCAUCCUGCAAGAGAAAAGUCAACUGCAGAAUAAAUUGGAGGGCCUCGAGGAGAAACUGAGCAGUCUGUCGCUUGGCCUUGUGCCGAGUGAACGAGCAGCAGAGAUCAAUAGCCUUAGGGAGGUGAUCCAGAGCCAGGAGCAAAGCAUUACACAGCUGCUGAAGGCCGUGAGGGAACUAAGUGACCAGCUCAUCCACCAGAGGACAAAGAUCAAUAUUCUAGAGGAAAAGCUGACAGCCAACAUGUUAGCUAGCCCAGGAGACCAUUGAGAGGAUGCCAGAAACCUUCAGCGCUGAGGCUCCAACACUCACCUCUUACCUGACCUCAGGUUCUACCAGCAGCACCAAAACAAUCAAUAAUAUGGAUAAUGAAACAUAAAGUGAUGUUGUAAGUGACUUAUUGGUUUGAUAUCUGUAAUGUGUUAUUAAAAACCUGAAAUAUUCAA